AUGUGUAGAGUACAUGUUUUGGUUUUGCCCUACCCAGCACAAGGCCAUGUUAAGCCUCUUAUGGAGCUUUCAUGUGAGCUAGUCAAACAUGAUGAAAAUAGAAACUGUCUGGAGAAUUUGACAGAGUCAAUCCGUGAAGUCAUGCCAAAUAAGCUGGAAAAGUUGAUACAAGAGAUAAAUGAAUCUGACAGUGAAAAGAUCAGUUGUGUGGUUGCAGAUGGUAGCAUGGGAUGGGCACUUGAACUUGCAGAGAAGAUGAGAGUCCGACGAGCUUUAUUCUGGCCUGCUUCAGCUUCACUCUUGGCCUUGCCUUUCAGCAUCCCAGAGCUGCUUCAUGAUGGAAUCAUUGAUACUGAUGGAACACCAGCAAAAGAUCAGAUUAUUCAUUUGGCGCCAAAGUUUCCUGCUAUGAGGACAAAACAUUUUGUUUGGACACAGAUUAGUGAUUACUUGAGUGCACAAAAAGUUGUGUUCAACUAUAUGAUAAGGAACAACAAAGCAGCAAAAAUUGUAGACUGGGUGAUCUGCAACUCAACUCAUAAACUUGAGCCUUCAGCAUUUGCUUUUGCUCCACAAAUUCUUCCUAUAGGUCCACUUCAAGCAAUCAAGAGAAACCAUAGUGAGAAUUUAGCAGGAUCAUUUUGGCCAGAAGACUCAACUUGCUUGAAUUGGCUUGAUCAACAAACAGAUAAGUCAGUCACUUAUAUUGCUUUUGGAAGUUUUACUAUCUUGGAUCUCACCCAGUUGCAGGAACUAGCAUUGGCACUUGAACUCUCAAAUGAGCCAUUUCUAUGGGCUGUAAGAUCAGAUAUCAACAAUGGGGCAAUCUAUGACUUCCUAAAAGCAUUUGAAGACAGAUUGUCUUCUCAUGGGAAGAUAGUUGGUUGGGCUCCACAGCAGAAAGUUCUGAAACAUCCUUCAAUUGCUUGUUUCUUGAGCCAUUGUGGUUGGAAUUCUACCUUAGAAGGUGCCAUCAAUGGAGUGCCUUUCUUGUGCUGGCCUUAUUUUGCUGAUCAGUUUCUUAAGGAGACCUAUAUUUGUGAUAUUUGGAAGGUCGGUUUAAGGCUUAAUCGUCGUAACGAUAGGAUAAUCAGCCAUGAAGAAAUAGCAUUCAAGAUUAAGCAAGCGAUCCAUGACAAAGGAUUCAGAGCAAGUGCUUCAGAGCUACAGGAAAAGGUCAUUAACUGUGUUCAAGAAGGUGGUAGCUCAAACAAGCAUUUGAAGAACUUUGUUGAUUGGAUAAAAGCAUGA
Prosopis cineraria is the source of this 1251-nucleotide messenger RNA. Its product is annotated as UDP-glycosyltransferase 83A1-like. The transcript has 3 exons. NCBI's taxonomy places the organism in Eukaryota, Viridiplantae, Streptophyta, Magnoliopsida, Fabales, Fabaceae. The coding region runs from base 1 to 1251 and encodes 416 amino acids. The record is from RefSeq and is a predicted model, not a curated record. Gene Ontology annotation, molecular function: UDP-glycosyltransferase activity.